Molecule: messenger RNA, 5013 nt
Organism: Cygnus atratus (black swan)
Lineage: Eukaryota; Metazoa; Chordata; Aves; Anseriformes; Anatidae
Gene: ABCD3
Product: ATP binding cassette subfamily D member 3
Exons: 23
Coding region: 97-2082 (661 amino acids)
Biological process (GO): peroxisome organization; very long-chain fatty acid catabolic process; long-chain fatty acid import into peroxisome
Cellular component (GO): peroxisome; peroxisomal membrane
Molecular function (GO): long-chain fatty acid transmembrane transporter activity; ABC-type transporter activity; ATP binding
Source: RefSeq, a predicted model, not a curated record
CGGCCCGCCCCUCGUCCCGGCAUUCCCAGCGCCCGCUCGGCUCGGCACGGCACGGCUCGGCUCGGCUCGGCGGGGCUCCGCGCCUGCACUCGCGCCAUGGCCGCCUACAGCAAGUACCUCACCGUGCGCCAUUCCGCCAUCGCCGGCGCCACCACGGCCGCCGCCUGCGCGCUGCUCUGCCUGCUCAACAAGCGGCGGGCGGCCGCCCAGCACGGUAAAAGAAGUGGAAAACAAUCACUGCAGACCAAUGAGAAAGAGGGAAAGAAGGAGCGAGCAAUGGUGGACAGAGUGUUUAUUGCAAGAAUAUGUCGAAUUCUGAAAAUAAUGGUCCCUAGAGCACUUUGUAAAGAGACAGGUUAUUUGCUGCUUAUUGCUGUGAUGCUGGUAGUCCGCACAUAUUGUGAUAUUUGGAUGAUUCAAAAUGGAACGGUCAUUGAAAGUGCUAUCAUUGGUCGUAGCAGAAAAGAUUUCAAGAAAUACUUGUUCAACUUCAUUGCCGCAAUGCCUGCUAUUUCCUUAGUGAAUAACUUCUUGAAAUAUGGUCUAAAUGAAUUGAAACUCUGCUUCCGAGUAAGACUCACCAGAUACCUCUAUGAGGAAUAUCUUAAAGCUUAUACAUACUACAAAAUGGGAAAUCUGGACAACAGAAUAGCUAAUCCAGAUCAACUCCUUACACAGGAUGUAGAAAAAUUCUGUAACAGUGUAGUGGACCUGUACUCAAACCUUAGUAAGCCCUUUUUGGAUAUAGUUUUGUAUAUCUUCAAGCUCACAAGUGCAAUAGGAGCUCAGGGUCCAGCUAGCAUGAUGGCAUACUUGAUUGUUUCAGGGUUUUUCCUUACUCGUUUAAGGAGACCAAUUGGCAAGAUGACUAUCAUCGAACAAAAAUAUGAAGGGGAGUACAGAUACGUCAACUCACGGCUUAUUACAAACAGUGAAGAAAUUGCUUUCUAUAAUGGAAACUUGAGAGAAAAACAGACUAUUCACAGAACUUUCCGUAAACUGGUGGAACAUUUACAUAACUUCAUCCUGUUCCGGUUCUCUAUGGGUUUCAUUGAUACUAUCAUUGCCAAAUACCUUGCCACUGUGGUUGGUUACCUGGUUGUUAGUCGUCCGUUUUUGAACCUGGCUGAUCCUCGUCAUCAGAACAGUACCCAUGCAGAACUUCUGGAGGAUUACUACCAAAGUGGAAGAAUGUUACUGAGAAUGUCUCAAGCUUUGGGCAGAAUAGUCCUAGCAGGUCGUGAAAUGACGAGAUUGGCUGGUUUCACAGCUCGAAUUACGGAAUUAAUGCAGGUUCUGAAGGACUUGAACAGUGGCAAAUACCAGCGUACUAUGGUAUCGCAAGAAAAAGAUGCAGAUAAAAAGCCAACUUUGCCUUUGAUACCUGGAUCUGGAGAAAUUAUCAACACUGAUAACCUUAUCAAAUUUGAUCACGUUCCAUUGGUGACACCUAAUGGAGAUGUUUUGAUUCAAGACCUGAAUUUUGAGGUUCGAUCUGGUGCAAAUGUUCUGAUUUGUGGGCCGAAUGGGUGUGGGAAGAGCUCACUGUUUCGUGUUCUUGGUGAGUUGUGGCCUUUGUUUGGUGGACGUUUAACAAAACCUGUAAGAGGAAAGUUGUUCUAUGUUCCCCAGAGACCAUAUAUGACUCUUGGAACCCUCAGAGAUCAAGUUAUAUAUCCAGAUACAUUAGAAGAUCAACGAAAGAAAGGGAUUUCUGACCAGGUGCUGAAAGAGUACUUGGAUAAUGUCCAGCUUGGUCAGAUCUUGGAACGUGAAGGAGGCUGGGAUAGUGUUCAGGACUGGAUGGAUGUACUCAGCGGGGGAGAAAAACAGAGAAUGGCCAUGGCAAGGUUAUUUUAUCAUAAGCCCCAGUUUGCAAUUCUGGAUGAAUGCACAAGUGCUGUUAGUGUUGACGUAGAAGGCUACAUUUACAGCCAUUGUCGAAAGGUUGGCAUCACUCUCUUCACUGUCUCCCACAGAAAGUCACUCUGGAAACACCAUGAUUUUUACUUGCACAUGGAUGGCAGAGGGAAUUAUGAGUUCAAGAAGAUAACUGAAGACACAGUUGAAUUUGGAUCUUAAAAUUCAUAAACUGAGCUGCUACAGAGACUGAUUACUGGAAACACAUAGAAUGGCAGACAUUGUACAAAUAAACUACGCAGCUUGUUUUUAAACAAAUUAACGAGGGUAACCUAAAACAAGCUGUUAAGCGUUUACUAUUAUGUAGGAUAUUGCUAAUUGUGUAUAUGUUGGUUUAAUUAUUAAUAUGUACUAAGAAUGUCUUUAUUCUUGUGGUUUAAAAACCUGCCUAAAUUAAAUUGGGCUUAAAUCAGUGUAACCUGAUUCAUCCUGGGAUGCAAACCAUUUGAAAUCAGCUGAUUUGACUUUUGUAGACCUUCUUUCCCUUCAGUGAAAAACCCUGUUAAAAUUAGGGUUGCUACCUCUCUUGUUCCUGCAAAGCAGUCUUGGAUUUUUUGCUCUCUUCUAUGCAUAUUUCUGAGUUCUAACAUUGUGCAGGACAUUAUCCCAUCUUCAGAUCUGUGCCCUGUUUGGUUGAUGAAAGAGCUUUUUCCUUGACCAAGCCUUGUGAUAUAGCCAAUAUGCCCUUGCUGAUAAAGAAUGAACUGAACCUAAAAGAUGAAACUAAUUCCUUCUGCUAAGAAAAAUUAAGCUUGUUCUGUGCUGGGUUUGGGAUUCUUUUCACAUUUGUCCGUCCAUAGUUCUUUGCUGCUCACCAAUACCAUUCUCUUCCAAUUUAACAAGACCCCUUUUCUUCUUCCCCACUGCCCCACCUUUUCUGUCAGUGAAAUACUAUGGCAAUGAAGAGUUGGGAGGAAAGGACUUACAAAAAAAGAAAGGGAAAAGAUAAGUGAUGUAUCAAAAAAACUUUGUGCCAGUUUCAGCUCUGAGGAAGCAAAUAGCUCCCACAAGUCAAGUGUGGCACCAAUCAUCCUCUUGAAGUCGGUAGGAGUUAGAAUGGACUCAGAUCUUCAUUCCUCUGAAAAAUAAUGUUAGCCUGAAAAUGGCAGGCAGAUGUCUGUCCUGUCUGGGCUCAGUCCUGUGAUACAGCAGCUACUUUUUCUGAGUCCCUCCUUUUAUCCCUCUUCAAAAAAAUCAGAUCUCCUAAUAGUUUUAGCUGCUCUUCAGAUCUGAAUUUGAAAAUAAGUGAUAAGGGUACUUCUUAAUUACUUUUCCAGUCUGUGAAGCCUAAAACAAUGUUUUGUCCUUCAAAUUUUUCUCUAAUUUCUGUUGUGAGGUUUCUUGAUUUCUAAUAGAUAUUACUCAGCAUUGAUUCUUGCUGUUGUCCACGAAUCGCUUGUCCCUGCUGGUUUUCUUAUUCCAGCUGCCAAAUCCCCUUGAAGAAACCAAACUCUUUAAACGGUUUACUGUAAACUUAUUUCCUCUCCCCUCCGUACAAAUGAUUCCUGUGGUGGCCGUGUGACUUCUACAAAAAUAAAUGCAGCAGGGUGAUUUUUGUCAUUGAGGAAUAGGAAGGUAUAACUUGAACUUAAUUACUGUUUAGGCUUUAAAACAAACAAACAAGAAAACUGUUGUACAGUGAAGGUCUAGUAGUUCUUUAUUGUUCCACAUAAGAUUUAAUAUAUGAAUGCGCUACAUGAAGGCAUGCAUAAAAUAUGCAAUAAAUCUGCUCUGUGCAUCUUUUAUCACAGGUUUAGAUUUAAAAAGAUAUCUUUUUAUAAAAAUGAUAUGAACUUGGAUGUACUGCUGUCUGUUAACUUUACCCAAUUUCACUCUAUUUCAUGUUAAGAUUGCUACCUGUUAGUAUUUUUCCUUUUAUCAUAGUUCUUGGCCAUAUCCAUCACUACUAAUAUUCUUUCAUAGUACUCAAAUGCAAACAGCUAACCUAGUUUAAGAAUCUGGUGAUCGCAGACUGAUUUUACAAUGCAUCAAUGAAAAUCAAAGUGUAGCAUAUUCAGGAGCAUAAGACGCCGGAAUAAAUUUUUGUGCUUGGUCCACAUGAUAACAAAUACAUAAUCGCAUUUUACUAAUUUUUUUGUGCACUCAGGUUCUCAUAUCAGCCUAAUUUAUAAUGUAGCAGGUAGCAGCAUGCAGUAUGUGAGGUUGUAAUCUUUUUUUUUUAAUUGUAACUGUGAAAAUAUGGAUGUCAGGUUUUUUUUGUGAAAGUUGUCAGCACAAAUGCAACUUCUUUUAUUGGAAGGGGUGUUUUAGUAGCUUUUUAGAAAGAUAAAGAAAAAAACAAAAACACUUUAAAAUGAGAAAGUUGUUAUUGUCCCUGUGACUAGGACAGUGGAGUAAUGGACUUGAGAUACUGUAACAUAUUUCUAACACAAGCAAAACCACACACAGCAUACUUUUAUACAGAACUCCAGCAACCAAUGUUGUGUCUUUACAGUUCAACUGGUUAAUAACAGAAUUUUGUGUAAACUCAGAUUUAACUAAAAAAACAAAGUCCAGUUCUGUAACCAAGGAGGAAUAGGCUUGCCUUUGUAGAUGACAUGAAAUUCAUUGACAUGGAGGAUGCUGCUGUCUCCUUAGGGCCAGGAUUUAGUCUUUCUAAGUAUACUGGGAGAAAGAAAAAAAAUCCAUGCUUGAUUGUAAGAGGCUUAUAAAGAAAGUACAAGAAAUGACUUAGAAUGGUAUUUCUAAAAGGCCUUAAAGUAUUUUGAGGUAGACUUGGUCUAAUGAAUGAUUAUUAAAACGUAAUGAAAAUGAUCAAGUCCCAGUUACGUUGCAGGAUCGCACUGUGAUACUGUAUUUUAUUUCUUAGGUCUCUUUAAUAGCACAAGUUGGAAGUUUGUAAAUUGGAAUUCUGAUCGAUCUCGGUAAGGCAGAGUACUGAUAAAUAUUUUCAGUUCCAAACUGUUGGCGAUUUGAAGAUGGUACUAAUAGUAUUCAGAUGGCUGCAUUUCAACAGCGGUGGGAAACAUUCCUGUAUGUAAAUACUGUAAAGUGCUUUGGAGGGGGAAAUGGCGCUAUAUCAAUGUAAGACAUUAAGUGCCUCUGAAAUAAUAAAUCUAAAGACAAAAUACA